This is a messenger RNA of Cercocebus atys (sooty mangabey), 7790 nucleotides long. RefSeq names its product anaphase promoting complex subunit 1 (gene ANAPC1). Lineage: Eukaryota; Metazoa; Chordata; Mammalia; Primates; Cercopithecidae. Bases 292 to 6105 code for a protein of 1937 amino acids. The record is from RefSeq and is a predicted model, not a curated record. Gene Ontology annotation, biological process: protein K11-linked ubiquitination; metaphase/anaphase transition of mitotic cell cycle; anaphase-promoting complex-dependent catabolic process. Gene Ontology annotation, cellular component: anaphase-promoting complex. The transcript has 48 exons. Gene Ontology annotation, molecular function: molecular adaptor activity.
AUGCCCCGCCCUGGCGCGAGGCAGGACGGGAAAGUCAAGAUGGACGCGUCCAUUUGAACGUCUCGCAUGCCUUCCUGCCAUUAGCACUGGCGCCCGGUGCUGUUGCCCAUUCUUCCUCCGGAAUAGGGGAGGGAGAGGGAAUGAGAAGCUGCCACGGCCGAGGAGUCACUGUGACGGACCCCGCCGCUGCCCUAGGGCCUCCUCGGCCCCUGCGCCUCCGGGGAGCAGCCGGGGCUCGCCGCGCCUGACGCGUCCCGAGUUAUACAGAAAUAAUGUUGAUAUUUGGAACCCAUGUCGAACUUCUAUGAAGAAAGGGCAACGAUGAUUGCAGCCAGGGAUUUACAGGAAUUUGUUCCUUUUGGUCGAGACCACUGCAAGCACCACCCUAAUGCUUUGAACCUUCAACUUCGCCAGCUGCAGCCAGCCUCUGAAUUAUGGUCUUCUGAUGGUGCUGCUGGCUUGGUGGGAUCCCUUCAGGAGGUUACAAUCCACGAGAAACAGAAGGAAAGCUGGCAGUUAAGGAAAGGAGUGAGUGAAAUUGGAGAAGACGUGGACUAUGAUGAGGAACUCUAUGUUGCCGGAAAUAUGGUGAUAUGGAGCAAAGGAAGUAAAAGCCAGGCAUUGGCAGUUUAUAAAGCAUUUACAGUUGACAGUCCUGUUCAGCAGGCAUUGUGGUGUGACUUCAUUAUAUCACAGGAUAAGUCUGAAAAGGCCUACAGUAGCAAUGAAGUAGAAAAAUGCAUAUGUAUAUUGCAAAGCUCAUGUAUUAACAUGCAUAGCAUAGAAGGAAAGGAUUAUAUAGCUUCCUUACCAUUUCAGGUUGCCAAUGUUUGGCCCACUAAAUAUGGAUUGUUGUUUGAGCGAAGCACUUCUUCACAUGAAGUACCUCAAGGUUCACCCAGAGAACCUUUACCCACUAUGUUCAGCAUGCUGCACCCACUAGAUGAAAUAACUCCACUUGUUUGUAAAUCUGGAAGUAUUUUUGGUUCAUCACGGGUGCAAUAUGUUGUAGAUCAUGCAAUGAAAAUUGUUUUCCUCAAUACUGACCCCUCUAUUGUAAUGACUUACGAUGCUGUUCAAAAUGUGCAUUCUGUGUGGACUCUCCGGAGAGUCAAAUCAGAGGUAAGGAGAAAGGCAAGUCACUUCUCCUUAAUAGGAAGGGAUAGGCCGGGUGUAUUGGCUCACACCUGUAGUGCCAGCACUUUGGGAAAUGUGGCCACUAGCGCUCCCUCACAGCAUCUCAGAAGCCUCCUCAAAGGAGAAUUCCCCUGUGACCUCACCCUUUCCUUAGAAUUACUCCCCUCCAUUCCAUCAAAGUCGCUCAAGCCUUCAAUCACCCAGUCUACCAUUUCCCUCGCUCACCUUACUAUUUCCAACAUGGCAGCUCUAAGUCGUGCUCAUUCUCCUGCCUUAGGAGUGCACUCUUUUUCAGGGGUGCAAAGGUUCAACAUUUCAAGCCAUAAUCAGUCUCCAAAGAGACACAGUAUCUCUCAUUCUCCAAACAGUAAUUCUAAUGGCUCAUUUCUUGCACCAGAAACUGAGCCAAUUGUUCCUGAACUGUGUAUUGACCAUUUGUGGACAGAAACGAUGACUAAUAUAAGAGAGAAAAAUUCACAAGCCUCAAAAGUGUUUAUUACAUCGGACCUAUGUGGACAAAAGUUCCUGUGCUUUUUAGUGGAGUCCCAGCUCCAGUUACGGCCGUGUAAAAGUUCUCAAGAAGAAAUACACACCAUGCUGGUCUUGGAAGGCAGUGGAAACCUGGUGUAUACACAGGAAGUGGUUCGGGUGGGAAAGGUUUUUAUUCCUGGACUGCCAGCUCCUUCUCUGACGAUGUCCAACACAAUGCCUCGGCCCAGUACUCCACUUGACGGCGUUAGUACUCCAAAACCUCUUAGUAAACUCCUUGGAUCAUUGGAUGAGGUUGUUCUGUUGUCGCCAGUUCCAGAGCUGAGGGAUUCUUCAAAACUUCAUGAUUCUCUCUAUAAUGAGGAUUGUACUUUCCAACAACUUGGAACUUACAUUCAUUCUAUCAGAGAUCCUGUCCAUAACAGAGUCACCCUAGAACUGAGUAACGGCUCCAUGGUUAGGAUCACUAUUCCUGAAAUUGCCACCUCUGAGUUAGUACAAACGUGUUUGCAAGCAAUUAAGUGUAUCCUGCCAAAAGAAAUAGCAGUUCAGAUGCUUGUCAAGUGGUACAAUGUCCACAGUGCUCCAGGAGGACCCAGUUAUCACUCAGAGUGGAACUUAUUUGUGACUUGUCUCAUGAACAUGAUGGGUUAUAACACAGACCGCUUAGCAUGGACUAGAAAUUUUGACUUUGAAGGAUCACUUUCCCCUGUCAUUGCGCCCAAAAAAGCAAGGCCUUCCGAGACUGGAUCUGAUGAUGACUGGGAAUAUUUACUAAAUUCAGACUACCACCAGAAUGUUGAGUCUCAUCUUUUGAACAGAUCUUUAUGUUUGAGUCCUUCAGAAGCUUCACAGAUGAAGGAUGAGGAUUUUUCACAGAAUCUCAGUCUGGAUUCUUCUACACUUCUCUUUACUCACAUACCUGCAAUUUUUUUCGUUCUUCACCUUGUGUAUGAGGAGCUUAAGUUGAAUACUCUAAUGGGAGAAGGAAUUUGUUCACUUGUUGACCUUCUUGUUCAGUUGGCAAGGGACUUAAAAUUGGGACCUUACGUAGAUCAUUACUAUAGAGACUACCCAACACUUGUCAGAACUACUGGACAAGUGUGCACAAUUGAUCCAGGUCAAACAGGAUUUAUGCAUCAUCCAUCAUUUUUUACUUCUGAGCCACCAAGCAUUUAUCAGUGGGUGAGUUCUUGUCUGAAGGGUGAAGGAAUGCCACCUUAUCCUUACCUCCCUGGAAUCUGUGAAAGAAGCAAACUCGUAGUCUUGAGUAUUGCACUGUACAUACUUGGUGAUGAGAGCUCGGUUUCUGAUGAAUCCUCACAGUAUUUAACCAGAAUAACUAUAGCCCCCCAGAAGUUGCAAGUAGAACAAGAGGAAAACAGGUUUAGUUUCAGGCAUUCUACGUCCGUUUCCAGUCUAGCUGAAAGAUUGGUUGUCUGGAUGACUAAUGUAGGAUUCACUUUAAGAGAUUUGGAAACUCUUCCCUUUGGAAUUGCUCUUCCCAUCAGAGAUGCAAUUUAUCACUGUCGUGAGCAGCCUGCCUCAGACUGGCCAGAAGCUGUCUGUCUCUUGAUUGGACGUCAGGAUCUUUCCAAGCAGGCCUGCGAAGGAAACUUACCCAAAGGGAAGUCUGUGCUCUCAUCAGAUGUUCCUUCAGGAACAGAAACUGAGGAGGAAGAUGACGGGAUGAAUGACAUGAAUCACGAGGUCAUGUCAUUAAUAUGGAGUGAAGAUUUAAGGGUACAGGAUGUGCGAAGGCUUCUUCAGAGUGCGCAUCCUGUCCGCGUCAACGUAGUGCAGUACCCGGAGCUCAGCGACCACGAGUUCAUUGAAGAAAAGGAAAACAGAUUGCUCCAGUUGUGUCAGCGAACUAUGGCUCUUCCUGUAGGACGAGGAAUGUUUACCUUGUUUUCGUACCAUCCUGUUCCCACAGAGCCAUUGCCUAUUCCUAAAUUGAAUCUGACUGGGCGUGCCCCUCCUCGGAACACAACAGUCGACCUUAAUAGUGGAAACAUCGACGUGCCUCCCAACAUGACAAGCUGGGCCAGCUUUCAUAAUGGCGUAGCUGCUGGCCUGAAGAUAGCUCCUGCCUCCCAGAUCGACUCAGCUUGGAUUGUUUACAAUAAGCCCAAGCAUGCGGAGUUAGCCAAUGAGUAUGCUGGCUUCCUCAUGGCUCUGGGGCUGAAUGGACACCUCACCAAGCUGGCGACUCUCAAUAUCCAUGACUACUUGACCAAGGGCCAUGAAAUGACAAGCAUUGGACUGCUGCUUGGUGUUUCUGCUGCAAAACUAGGCACCAUGGAUAUGUCUAUCACUCGGCUUCUUAGCAUUCACAUUCCUGCUCUCUUACCCCCAACAUCCACAGAGCUGGAUGUUCCUCACAAUGUCCAAGUGGCUGCAGUGGUUGGCAUUGGCCUUGUGUAUCAAGGGACAGCUCACAGACAUACUGCAGAGGUCCUGUUGGCUGAGAUAGGACGGCCUCCUGGUCCUGAAAUGGAAUACUGCACUGACAGAGAGUCAUACUCCUUAGCUGCUGGCUUGGCCCUGGGCAUGGUCUGCUUGGGGCAUGGCAGCAAUUUGAUAGGUAUGUCUGAUCUCAACGUGCCUGAGCAGCUCUAUCAGUACAUGGUUGGAGGACAUAGGCGCUUUCAAACAGGAAUGCAUAGGGAAAAACAUAAAUCGCCAAGUUAUCAAAUCAAAGAGGGAGAUACCAUAAAUGUGGAUGUGACUUGUCCAGGUGCUACUCUAGCUUUGGCUAUGAUCUACUUGAAAACCAAUAACAGAUCUAUUGCAGAUUGGCUGCGAGCCCCUGACACCAUGUAUUUGUUGGACUUCGUGAAGCCAGAAUUUCUCUUGCUUAGGACACUUGCUCGAUGCCUGAUUUUGUGGGAUGAUAUUUUACCAAAUUCCAAGUGGGUUGACAGCAAUGUUCCUCAAAUUAUAAGAGAAAAUAGUAUCUCUCUCAGUGAAAUCGAAUUGCCUUGCUCAGAGGAUUUGAAUUUGGAAACUUUGUCGCAAGCACAUGUCUACAUAAUUGCAGGAGCCUGUUUGUCUCUGGGUUUUCGAUUUGCUGGCUCAGAAAACUUAUCAGCAUUUAACUGUUUGCAUAAAUUUGCAAAAGAUUUUAUGACUUAUUUGUCUGCACCUAAUGCUUCUGUUACAGGUCCUUACAACCUAGAAACUUGUCUGAGCGUGGUGCUGCUGUCUCUCGCCAUGGUCAUGGCUGGCUCGGGAAACCUAAAGGUUUUGCAGCUUUGUCGCUUCUUACACAUGAAAACGGGUGGUGAAAUGAACUAUGGUUUUCACUUAGCCCACCACAUGGCCCUUGGACUUCUAUUUUUGGGAGGAGGAAGGUACUCUUUGAGCACAUCAAAUUCUUCCAUUGCUGCUCUUCUCUGUGCCCUUUACCCACACUUCCCAGCUCACAGCACUGACAACCGGUAUCAUCUCCAGGCUCUCCGGCACCUCUAUGUGCUGGCCGCGGAGCCCAGGCUUCUCGUGCCUGUGGAUGUGGACACAAACACGCCCUGCUAUGCCCUCUUAGAAGUUACCUACAAGGGCACUCAGUGGUAUGAACAAACGAAAGAAGAAUUGAUGGCUCCUACCCUGCUUCCAGAACUCCAUCUUUUAAAGCAGAUUAAAGUUAAAGGCCCAAGAUACUGGGAACUGCUCAUAGAUUUAAGCAAAGGAACACAACACUUGAAGUCCAUCCUUUCCAAGGAUGGGGUUUUAUAUGUUAAACUCAGGGCAGGUCAGCUCUCCUACAAAGAAGAUCCAAUGGGAUGGCAAAGUUUGUUGGCGCAGACUGUUGCUAACAGGAACUCUGAAGCCCGGGCUUUCAAGCCAGAAACAAUCUCAGCAUUCACUUCUGAUCCAGCACUUCUGUCAUUUGCUGACUAUUUCUGCAAACCAACUGUGAACAUGGGUCAGAAACAGGAAAUUCUGGAUCUCUUUUCUUCAGUACUCUAUGAAUGUGUUACCCAGGAGACCCCAGAGAUGUUGCCUGCAUACAUAGCAAUGGAUCAGGCUAUAAGAAGACUUGGGAGAAGAGAAAUGUCUGAGACUUCUGAACUUUGGCAGAUAAAGUUAGUGUUAGAGUUUUUCAGCUCCCGAAGCCAUCAGGAGCGGCUGCAGAACCAUCCUAAGCGGGGGCUCUUUAUGAACUCGGAAUUCCUCCCUGUUGUGAAGUGCACCAUCGAUAAUACCCUGGACCAGUGGCUACAAGCCGGGGGUGAUAUGUGUGUGCACGCCUACCUCAGCGGGCAGCCCUUGGAGGAAUCACAGCUGAGCAUGCUGGCCUGCUUCCUCGUCUACCACUCUGUGCCAGCUCCACGGCACCUGCCGCCUAUAGGACUAGAAGGGAGCACGAGCUUUGCUGAACUGCUCUUCAAAUUUAAGCAGCUAAAAAUGCCAGUGCGAGCUUUGCUGAGAUUGGCUCCUUUGCUUCUUGGAAAUCCACAGCCAAUGGUGAUGUGACCGUGUCUGGUGGUGAACCUACCCUGAGACGUGACUUCUACACAAAAACGUGACCAAACAUCAAAGCUAAAGCAAUGUUUAUAAAGUUUUAUGGUAUAACUAGGGGGAAGUGAGCUGCACAAACCUCAGUGUAUUUUAAAUCUGUUGCUGUGGUCAUUAACAUUAUAUGAUAUGUAAAAGCAAGUUACAAUUUACUUUUGUAAAUAAAGUUUUUGGUUUGUUUUCAAAACUCUCGAUGAUUGCUUUAAUUUUGGACUUAGAGAAUAGAGCAGUGGGUGCUGGAGUGAAUAUUGAUUUUUAAAGUCUUUGAACUGUGGUGGUACAGGUGAAGUGACUAUGUUCAAAAACGCAGUUUUAAAAGAAGCUAUAUCAUAAAGUUUUACUUUCUGUGGCAAAAGAGCGUGUUAGCAUUUCCUCAGAUGUCACAGUUGUCCCAUCUAAAAUAAGUUUGUACUUCUGGUGACAAUGCCAGACAUUCUCAUGAUGUGAUCACCUUAAACAGGAGAAGGAGAUUUUUGCCCUCAGUUGCUCAACAUGAAGUACUAUGGACUGAAUUGUGUCCUCUCAGAAUUGUAUAUUGAGGCCCUAACCCCUGUGUGGCUGUAUUUGGCAAUGGGGCAUUUAGGAGAUUACUAAGGUUAAAUGAGGUCAUCAUAAGGGUGGGGUCUUAAUUCAAUAGAAUUGGUGGUCUCCUAAGCAGAGGAAGAGAGAUUUUUCUUUCUCUCUCUGCCACGUGAAGAUGCAGUGAGAAGUCGGCCAUUCUGCAAGCCAAGAAGAGCCCUUACCAGGAAAAGACUUGACUAGCACCUCGAUCAUGGACCUCCAGCCUCCAGAAUUGCAAGAAAUACAUUUGCCCUGUUGAAACCACCCAGUCUAAAAAAAAAAAAAAAAAGAAACCACCCAGUCUGUGGUGUUUUGUUAUGGCAGCCUAGGCAGACUAAUACAUGAAACCUGCUCUAAAUAGAUAAAAUAAGAAAUUACUACAGAGGGCUCUUUAGAAAUUGUAUUUAAAAACAAAACAAUCCAUAUUUACCCAAGAUUUACAGAAUGUACGUCUGUACACGGGAGGGAUUUCCGGACUCGUGGAUGAUGAAAAAUGUUCGUAUAAAGGCACCUCCAGCUUCGAGUUGCCAACACAGGAGGAAGAAUGCUCUCUGUUGUUCAGAUGCUGAUGUGUGUCCUGUGCUUCCUGGACAGCCAGUGGGAUCAUAAGCUGGUAGAAGCAAGAUCUUCAUCCACUGACUUCAUAUUUCUUCCACAUCCUGAGCUGUGUUGUCUGACUUUAAAAAUAAAUUAAAGCAAAUAGAAAUGUUUCCAUUGAGAGUUUGGCAAAACCCCACGUGGCAUUUGUCUCUGCGGGCUAGACUUGGAAGGCAUGCUCCUGGAGGCCCAGCGGUUUUCUCUGGCCUCUCGUGUCCUCCCAUUGGCGUGCCUGCCCCAAGGACUCGCUGAUUCCCGGAUGUGAAGCGGAGGCACGAAGGGGCUGACUGAGAGGCUGAAAUGUGCUUCUCUUCACACUUACAUAGUUUUCUUCUAAUUAAAAAUAAAUUUUAAGUGGUAGAUGAUGAAAAUUCCUUUUGAAUCAAGAUUUAAAAAAUUCAAUAUCAAACCAAUUGUUACUGUCUUCACUCUCCAUUGUUUACGACUGUGUGCUUUUCCCUGAAUAAAGAAUGACUGGAGAGACA